Molecule: messenger RNA, 4424 nt
Organism: Rhineura floridana
Lineage: Eukaryota; Metazoa; Chordata; Lepidosauria; Squamata; Rhineuridae
Gene: TADA3
Product: transcriptional adaptor 3
Exons: 10
Coding region: 193-1491 (432 amino acids)
Biological process (GO): regulation of transcription by RNA polymerase II
Cellular component (GO): SAGA complex
Molecular function (GO): transcription coactivator activity
Source: RefSeq, a predicted model, not a curated record
UGCGGGAGAGUUUCGUUUUAUAUGCUUGCCCUUCCCCCGCCCCGCGGCCGCUAAGGGGCUCCCUCCUCUGCGCGCUCCCUUCCUCUGUUUCCGGGUUACGCGGCGCUGCUUCUCUCCUCCCUGCGCGCGCUCAGGGUUUCCUGGAUGUGAACUCCUCUCUGUCUCCAAUUAUCCAUAGGAUCCAACAGCACCAUGUCUGAGCUGAAGGACUGUCCCCUUCAGUUCCAUGAUUUUAAGUCUGUGGACCACCUAAAAGUGUGCCCCCGCUACACAGCUGUCCUGGCCCGUUCUGAAGAUGAUGGCAUAGGCAUUGAAGAACUCGACACCCUGCAGCUGGAGCUUGAAACACUGCUGUCUUCUGCCAGCCGCCGGCUUCGAGUGUUAGAGACUGAGACCCAGAUCCUAACAGAUUGGCAAGACAAGAAAGGGGACAGACGAUUUCUGAAGCUGGGCAAGGAGCACGAGUUGGGCACUCCUAUCAAACAUGGCAAACCCAAAAAACAAAAGCUGGAAGGGAAAGGAGGUCACAGCACAGGACAGGGCCCUGGUCGGCCCAAAUCCAAGAACUUGCAGCCUAAAAUCCAGGAAUAUGAAUUCCCAGAUGACCCCAUUGAUGUGCCCCGCAUUCCCAAAAAUGAUGCACCUAAUAGGUUCUGGGCUUCGGUGGAGCCAUAUUGUGCUGACCUCACCAAUGAGGAGGUGCGUACCUUAGAGGAGCUCCUCAAACCUCCUGAAGAUGAAGCAGAACACUACAAGAUCCCACCCUUGGGGAAGCAUUACUCCCAGCGCUGGGCCCAAGAAGACAUGCUGGAGGAGCAGAAGGAUGGGGCUCGGGCUGCUGUUACAGCUGAUAAGAAGAAAGGCAUCUUGGGGCCCCUGACGGAGCUGGACACUAAAGAUGUUGACGCUUUGCUGAAGAAGUCGGAGUCCCAGCAUGAACAGCCUGAGGAUGGCUGCCCCUUUGGACCUCUGACCCAGCGUCUCCUGCAGGCACUAGUAGAAGAGAACAUCAUCUCCCCUAUUGAAGAUUCACCUAUUCCUGAGAUAGCAGGCAAGGAUUCUGCAGCUGAUGGGGCCAGCACUUCCCCCCGCAGCCAGAAUAAGCCCUUCAGCGUCCCCCACACCAAGUCUCUUGAAGGCCGCAUCAAAGAAGAGCUGAUUGCUCAAGGCCUACUAGAGUCGGAGGACCGACCUACCGAAGACUCAGAGGAUGAAGUGCUGGCCGAACUGCGGAAGAGGCAGGCUGAACUCAAAGCCUUGAGUACACACAACCGAGCCAAGAAAGCUGAGCUGCUCAGGCUGGCCAAGGAGGAGUUGCACAGGCAAGAGCUGCGCCAGCGGGUACGCAUGGCAGACAACGAGGUCAUGGAUGCCUUCCGCAAGAUCAUGGCAGCACGCCAGAAGAAGCGUACCCCAACUAAGAAAGAGAAAGACCAGGCCUGGAAGAGCCUCAAGGAGCGCGAGAGCAUCCUGAAACUACUAGAUGGCUAAUGCCGGGGAGAUUUACUUGGCCAAGCACCUCUAUUUUGAAUGACAGUGUAGGCCCCAGCUUAAAGGGAGCUACCUGCUGGCAAGUGCAGACUGUAGCAGCUCCUUCCUGGUAUCCUCUGUAGUCAUAUUGUAGCCAGAGAUCCAGACAGGCUGAACUUCAGCUGCAUGCCACUUCAUGCGUGUGGCUUUUGAGCUUUGGUGCUGUGAGCUGGGGAGGCUUGAUCGCUAAAGGUGGCAGUCUCUUGUUUUGACAUCUGUAGAGGAUGGCGUGCUGUGACAUUGGAGAUGCAGGACAAAACGUACAUUGCUUAUGCAUCGCACUCCAGCUUCCAGGAUCCUGUCUGCAGCAUAUAAACUGUGGGGAUUGCUCUUGAGAGCUGGCUUGGAUUUUGUUUCCUCUUCUGUCCCUUUAUGCCAUGCUCUGUGUGAAUCUUUGGCAGCUACUGAGACACUGAAAUCUCAUAGGUGGGAGCCAAAAUGUCUCAGGCGCCUGAAUGGCAUACACUGGGGAACAAUUUGACACCCCAAACCACCUCACUGCGGCAUGUCUGCACCCUAAUCCACCAACCUCUGAGGUUAGAUCCAAGUUAAAAUGAACAGUGACUCUCAGAAAUGGGAAUACCUGCCCCUCUCCCCUAGAUGGUGUAAACAGGUGCCUGCAGUAUUCAUCUUUGAACAGCAGAGGGUGCCAUAUUCACUGUUCACCUAUGAAACACCAUCAGGGUCCAAACACUGUUGAGGGCAUGGAUUGCCGCACUGUGGGUGGAGGUGUUUCUGAGUCUGUGAGGCAGCCCCGAUGGCUUCUGUCUGUUUCCUGUCCUGCUCAGCCUCUUCUUGUGGUGGGUCAUGCGAUCCCCUCUUCCUUCCUUCCUGCACCUGUCUACAAAGUACAUAGGAAGGGGUUGGCCUUUGUGUGGGAACUGAGCAUGGGAGUGCCACUAGCUUGUUGAUGCAAAGGGCAAAUCUGAAGAGACCAUUCAGCAGUCCAGCUGCUGCAGGAGACCAGGGAAGAUGACGUUUGGCAUGUUGGCGGAAGAGGGGGUGGGCUGAGCGACCUUGACUGGACCCACGUCCAUCCCAGCCCCUUGCAAAUCAGACAUGGCAUUGCAGGGGCCAAGAAAGGAGGGGUGUGGCUGUUGGAGGUGGAAAGGCCCCUUCUGGUCUCUCUUAAUCUGUAUGCUCCCUGGCAUCGCUGCCUAGACCUGAGAAAAUAAGUGGGGAGGGAAGAAGGGAAACAUCAGGUUCCCACCACCACCACCAUGAAAAGAGAAGCAGACAAAAGAGAGAGCUUCUGAGCAGCCUGAGGGGCUUCCUGUAGGCUGUGGUGUGUGCGGGCUGAACCUACCCUCCAUCCUUCCAGCACCAACUAUCUAGCCAGGCUCAGAGAUUGUGGGAAGCACACAGGUUGGGCAAGGCCAGCUCUGCCACCGCUGCCUCUGUUGGGGUGCACUUGCCAGUAGCAGUCCAGGAGCCUGCUGGGAGCAAUUUGAGUUAGGCAGAGCGGGCAGGACUACCCACGUUUCACCGUCUUGCCUCUCGCUCCUUUUAUGGCAUUGCGAUGUCAGGCGAUUGACAGGUGGGAGGCCCUGGCCACCUGUCAAAAUGGCCUGGGGGUGGUCAUGGACCUGAGGAUCCAGCCCCUGCUUUAUGCCCAUUGACUGUUCCAGGCUGAAUGUGUCUACCCUUACUGUCAUCGUCGGUCAUUUCACAAUGCAGAACGAGGGACCCCAAUCACUGUCUGGCAUUAGAGCCACCAUAACACAAUUGCAACACUGCAGCAGGAGAGAUUCAAGCAAGGUGGUUGUCUUUCACCUGGACACUGUCCAUCUGCUGCGUCUGCAGUGUUCUUCCACCAACGUCACCUCUGUCUGAAAGUUUGGCAGCUGCUGGCUGUCUUACUGAAGCGUACAAUGUCUUGUUUUUAAAAUCUCCCUUGGGACCUGUUCUCUCCUUCCCUGCCCCCUUCAUAUACCAGCAACUUUCAAAGACUUCCUGCUGUGCCUGCCCUGAAGCGGUUUCAAGCCUCAUUGGUCUACAACAUGAGGUGACUAGGAACAGAUGGGAUUGGGGGAACGGGGAGAAGCUAGGAGGAAGAACUGGCAUUUGGGAAAGAGUCAAACGAGUUCUUCACAUGCUGUAGUCUAUGGUAGUUUAUGUCAACAUGGUGCCUGUCUAGAAUUCUUCCAGAGUGUCAAUAAACCCAUGACUACAGGAGCAACUGGUGGUGCUAGUGUGUGUGGAUUUUUUUUUUUUUUAAAAAACCUUUUAGAGGGUGUGACAGGUGGAUGGGUUGUGCAGUGAGUGUUACUUCUGACCAUGUGCAGAUGGCAUUUUCCUCACCACAGUCUGUCUCUGAUUGACUAGUAAUAUGAGACUAGGGAUUAUGGUGUCUGACUUCCCACCAAGCAGAUCUGAAGGCCUGUGCUUUCCUCCUGUUUCCCCCUAUAUUCCGUCAGCAGAAAAAGUGGGGGCAGAGAGAAGGGGAAAGAGUGCAGAAUAGGAUGUGUCUAGACAUGGAUGAAGCGGGAUUAGGCAUUAGUAGUACAGCCUGCCAUAGAUGAGAAUAUUAAUGUUCGUGUUAUCUGCAGUGUGUGGGAGAGGAGGGGGCAAUGUUCCGGAAACCACAUUCUGUGAUCAGGAGACCAUGAUAGGAAUGAGUUGUGGUAAUGGAGCAUUCCCCAAAUAUACUUAAUUUUGCAUGCUUGGUUUUUAGUUGCACCAUUAGUUUGGCACUGGAUUCUUUAUUUUUUGCACUUUGGGGGAAUGAUAUGAACAACUGAAAUGUAAUUGGAAGGAAAUUUGGGACCAGAGCAAGGCAGAGCAACCUGUGCAAUGUGAACACCUUCACAGCCUGCCUUCACAAAAUCCCACUCCGACCUAAUUAAUAGUCUGAAGUAUCCUGACAUAACCAUUCUUAGCCUCUGACCUUGAAA